AACAAUUUUUGAGUUUUGGAAGGGAAAAUGUGUGUUAUUCUGUAGUCAAAAUUAUCUCAUGGGAUACCCAAAAUGCUUUGCGCACAAAUGUAAACAGAAGGAGGUCUUCGAAGCGACGGAGUAGUUCCAGAAUUUGACCUUUAAGCUAUGAUGGAUAAUCUCAUACGAGUUCUUCUUCGCACAAGUGAGAAGUCUGCGAGUAUAGCUCGGGCUUGGAUCACGCAGAAGGAACUUUUUUCUUUACUGGUUGAAGAAAAAACGGGCAAAGAGAAGAACGAACGGUUUGUAGCGGAUUUCAAAACCUUGGCCGAUGUUAUCGUACAAGAAGUUGUUAAACGCGAUGUUAUUCAAGAGUUUCCACAUCUUAAAGGGCACAUUCAUGGUGAAGAAUCUAAUAAAUUCACCCUCAAGGAUGGACACACUAUUACCAUAGCAAUACAAGACACACCCAGGGCGACAGCUGAACAUUUAGGCCAAGUGCUGCCUGGACAUGAAGCUGCCACCCAUACACUCGCCGACAUCAUUCACAAUGAUACAAGUCAUGAUGAUGAUAUGUUGUCAGUGCAAUCAACUGAUGGAACUCUUGAUCUGGGAAACAUUGGAAUUUGGAUUGAUCCAAUUGAUGGAACUGCCCAGUAUAUGAGUGGAUCCCAUGGAGUCUUCACAAAUGGCCUUUUGGCUCAAGGACUCCCCUGUGUUUGUGUUCUUAUUGGUGUUUAUGAUGAAAUCACUGGGCAACCGAUAGCUGGAGUAAUCAACCAACCAUUUAUCAAGUACAAUGAGACAACACAGACAUGGACUGGUGGUAAAACUUGGGGGUAUUCACUCCCUGGGUGCAACAGAACAUCAAUUAAAAACAUUAACAGGGAAAAUAAUAACAUGGAUGAUAGAAGAACACUCACAGUAACCAAUAGUGCAAGUGAAACAGAAGAUGUUAUAAGGAAGCUAAAGGAAGACGGAAUAUCGUGUCUUACAAUGUCAACUGUUGGCUACAAACUACUCAAAGUGAUUGACAGUACAGUUGAUGCCUAUGUCCUUAGCAGGGCGACUUCAUUCAAGUGGGAUACCUGUGCUGCGCAUGCUAUAAUCAGGGCUAUGGGGGGAGGGGUGGUGAAUUUAGGGCAGGCCCUAAAGAGUGGUUUAGUCAAAGAGGGUGCCUCAAAUAUUGAAGAUAAGCUAAGGGAAUUACAGAUUUGUUAUAGUAAGCCGGACCAGGAAAACUACAAGCCUGGUAAGAAAUGGAGUAACUCUGGAGGACUUGUUGCUUACAUGAGAUGUGAAGAUCUUUUAACAGUCAUCAAAGCCCUCACCUAAAUUGGCAAUUUUAUUGUAUCCACUUAUUAGAAAGCUAUAUUUAUAUUUCUUACACUAUUUUAGACAUUUUAAUGAAUGGUUACACUACGUGGCACCCUGCUAGCAAAGCUUUCUUCCUGUUUGUUUCUAUCAUUUUGCUUAUCCGUGUCGCGUCUCUGUUUUUUCGCGUUUUCGUAUGUUGGUAGUGGCAUAUUGAUUUGUGAUCUCAAAAAAAAAAAAACGAAGGCGCGGUUAAAAAGGCCCGAGCCCCGCCCCCAUUUUUCAAAUGGAGAGAAAUUCCAAUAUGGCGGCCAUUACCGUUACGAGCCCAGUCAAGAAAGAACACCGCGCCUUCGUGUUUGUAUUAAUUUAAACACCUGAGGUUACCUAUAUAUUACCGCCAAGGGGAAGCCUUCGAAAACCGGGAUAAAAUUGUUUUACGAUAUUUGACACAAAUUCAUGAGUACGGGAAUAAAUUGAUUUUUACAUA
Molecule: messenger RNA, 1783 nt
Organism: Nematostella vectensis (starlet sea anemone)
Lineage: Eukaryota; Metazoa; Cnidaria; Anthozoa; Actiniaria; Edwardsiidae
Product: inositol polyphosphate 1-phosphatase
Exons: 3
Coding region: 148-1314 (388 amino acids)
Biological process (GO): phosphatidylinositol phosphate biosynthetic process
Molecular function (GO): inositol-1,4-bisphosphate 1-phosphatase activity
Source: RefSeq, a predicted model, not a curated record